Batrachochytrium dendrobatidis JAM81 is the source of this 3006-nucleotide messenger RNA. RefSeq lists its product as uncharacterized. Gene Ontology annotation, cellular component: cytoplasm. Bases 1 to 3006 code for a protein of 1001 amino acids. NCBI's taxonomy places the organism in Eukaryota, Fungi, Chytridiomycota, Chytridiomycetes, Rhizophydiales. The record is from RefSeq and is a predicted model, not a curated record. The transcript has 17 exons.
AUGAAACUGUUGUUUGAAGAAACACCAAUUGAUGCACCGGAUCCUCUUGGACAGGAGUUAAUUCGACAUGCCACCUACUUGUCAGAAAUACUUGCAGGCAUUACAGAAAACAACUGGGCAUCUGUUUUGCAUGAAAAGAGUCUUACGGAUUACGAGCAAGUCGCAGGUGGACUUCUUCAUGGAAUAUUGACCAAUGAAAUCCAAUUUGAACGAUACUUUCAAUUAUUGGCGUUUGUUGUGAGAGAUGGAUUUGCUACCGUUAUUCACAAGCUCAAGUAUGUUUCGGAAACAGAUAAAUUUAAGAUGCUCAAUAGGUUUGCACAGAAACAGAGCAUCUGGCUUUUAGACAAACUUUUGACCACUUUACCAAUGACAGAGCAGCUUUCAUAUAUCAUACUACGAUUUAUGCGUCAGAUCAAACAUGGAAACUGUAGCAAAGAUAACAUAGCAUAUACCAAGUUUAUUGUGGAUUUUCUUACAUCAAAACGUGCCAUUAUAGCAAAAGAUAAAGUUCUUGCAAGGCAUGUUGUAUUCAUGCUAGUUCGCGCUAUAGCGGAUCAUUUACACCACUUGGAUUUGCGCACAAAAGAAAUGGCUUUAUUUUUCUCGCUUAUAUCAUCAAAUAUUCAAGACUGUGUAUAUAUUGGAAGAGAUUUUAUCAGAUCAUUGAUGGAAAUUUCAAAAAUUCCAUCCAUUGCAAAGCUUUUAUUGUCCAUUAUGCAAUCUCCUUCUCCAGAGUAUCCUAAUAUUCCAUCAUUAUCCGACUUUCUUGAUAGACCAACACCUCGCGAGUUUCUAAUUUCUCGAUUAACACCCGACAUGGAAAUUAGAAUUGUAUUCAUUUUAAACUCGGUUCCAAAACGACUUUCUUUUACUUUUAUAGAGCAAUUCAGAAAGCGUUUUUUGACUUUGGAAAGCGAAACAUUGCUUCCUGAUAUAAUUCGUUAUAUAUGCGGUGCUAUCCAUCCAAACAAUGCCAUUCUUGCUUCAGAUAUUGUUCAGCGCUGGCACUUGAUUUCAAUUUUGCUGCGCGGCAUCAAGGCACCUGCUUGUGCGCAGUCAUGCAAGCUUUCACUUUACUUUGAUUGGCUAUUUUUUAAUCAUGCGAGUGACAGUGUCAUGUCUUUAGAGCCCGGAAUUCUUGUAAUGGUAAAGAAUUUGCAGACAUCGCCAGCAAUAAGCGCAACCAUGCUAGAAUUCCUUGCCUUGAUCGCCGAUCGAUUUCUUCCGACUCUUAGUGCUCAUAUAUAUCAUAAUCUAAAACUGUCCAUGUCUAUUGUUGUGGAAAAGAGGGUGAUUACAUCGCUCUCUCUGAUAUUGCUUUCGCCUCAACUGGAUGAGUUUACCAAGGAAACUGUCACUAAACUGUUUGCAUCAGAUGAUGAUGCAUUGAUAGCCAAUACAAGUAUUGAUCAUGAACCGUUUAUUUCAGUUGAUAAUUCAUCAUUAAAUGAUACAGAUGAGUCUCAGAUUACAUCUGAUCCAUACCUGGAAUCCAUCACAACACAGCAAUUUGAUCAAUCAUACAAUGGUGAUUUAUUUGAUGCCGCAAAUAAACCAUCGGCUCAAGAAUUUUCUGCUGUCUCGGAUCCAGCAUCCUUAAAUCUUAAUACGGCAUUUACUGAAUACCAACCAGACUUUGCACAUGUGGCUGAAAUCAACACCGACUCAAUGAGUAACUCGUUAGAAGAUGCUGACUUGGCCAGUUCUACUUGUAUUCGUACAAAAGAUAUCGCUUAUGUGUGCGUUUUUGUAGACAUGUAUGCUAUUUUGGAGACUCUGGAAUCUCAGAUUUCCAAUCCUGAUCCUAUUUCUGAUUCCAAAAAACCCACCAUUGAAAUAUGUCAGCAGUUUCUUGAAAGUUUUAAUUCUCAGGCUACUGAAUCAAGCUAUGACACUAUUGCCAGUAGUCUGCUGCGUGUAUUACAUAAUGAUUUGAUAGAAUUUUGGCAGAAUUGUCCAGCCACAGUAUCAUAUGCGCAGACCUUGUUUACACUCAUGAUUGAUCAAUAUCAUGCAUCCACUUUAUCCAAAGAGUCUAUACAAUGUGUUGGGUUUGCUACGCAUUUAGCCAGUUUAGAUCCGAUUAUUUCUUCAAUAUUCUGUGUCAUAGAAAUGGAAAAACUGGACAGCUCAUCUGAUUGGAUAAAAUGUAGUUUUUGGAAAUCUGCGUUUGGCGACUUUGAUUUGGUUUUCAUGCUAAAGAUGAUUUUCGAUGUAUCCCUAGAAUGGUUUUACCGUGUAAUUCCGCGAGUGUUGCGUCAAUUUGAUGAUGUGCUGGUUGGAAAUCCCGAUUUAAUAUUUAUGGUUGUGUCUAUGAUUGAUUCUAAAAAGCUGGUUGCACUAAAAAUCGCACUGUACGCUAAUCAGGCUGCACUGUUUGGAUCUAAACUUGAACCAUGUCUUGCUGCCAUGUGUACCUGGUCAGCGAUUGAACAAUGGACAGCGUGGAAUCUACUUUCAGAAGAAAUUGGGGUUGAACCUGCUGAUAGUCCGCAACAGCUUUGUAUGCUUGCAUCUGUGUUUGCAUUGCUUCAGUGUCUUGAUACGCCAGAGAUUCAGAGUGGGGUUCUCAUGUGCACGGCUCAGGUAGCUCCAAGUGAGUCACUGUUACGGUAUCUAAUUACACCGCUUUUCAAGCCUGAUCUUUUUUGUACAAUCUGGACUCGGUGGUACCUUCGUUUUGGAAAAGAUAGAAUGCGUACUGCCUUGACAUCUGCUAUUGAUUUGUGUAAUCGCCAAGCCAACACAACAGACUCGUUGGCAUCUUUUCCUGAUCAUUCCAAUCCAAUGCAACAUACCACGCUAGUUCAUACCAACCUUUUAAAUGCUUCAGCCCCAGACCCAGAAUUUUUAAACCAGCUUCAACACAACAUUGCCAUCAAAUCAAAACUACUUCAAAACCAUGCCAACAUAAGCACAUCUGUCUUGACAGACUAUAUUGAGCAGAUUAGAACUAGAAUGAAAUCCGUAGCAUCGGUAAAAAAUAUCCUAGGUAAUGAGUGA